CUGGUAUCUGUGCCUGUUUCAGUUUGAGUGCCCCAGGGCCCCUUCACAGAUCUGUUGUCGUUGGAUUAUCGUGCAACCUCUUGGUUCCCGUGCCUGCCGCCGUCUGCCGCCGCCUGCUGCUGCUCUGCUCCAGCGUCCGAGCUGCACUCGCGGGUGCCGACUGUGUCCGUCCUCUUGGUCGGCUCUUUAUGACGCUGCAGAUUUGAGUCGGACCUGUCCUUUUACAGGAGGAGUGCUCAAAAAUAGUCAAAACAUAAUUUGGGGACGAUGUUUUCAAUUUUUCGCCCCAAAUCCUCCUGUAUAGGGGGACAGGCCCGACCUAACUACAGAUGGUGCGUCGUCCCACUGCUCCACGGUGUGGUCGUUGAUUCAUCUUGCAGGCGACACGGCAGGCUGUACUCUGGGCAGGAUGACGCCGCGGUCAACGACCUGAGCCAGAUCAUGCGCCCCCAUCUGAGGUCUGGCACCACCUUCGUGUCGUCCAAGGGCUCUCCCCUCCACGCCGCCUACGCGGGGUCGACGCACCUCUACGACUCCAGCACCUCGUACUCGGUCCGCUCGUGCUGAAGGAGCACCGCGACCUGCGGAGGAGGCUGCGCAGGGAAACAUGAGGAUCGACGGUGGCGGAUGGUCCUGAAUGGGGGCGGCUGGCCCCCCGCGGCUCGCCGAGCCUGCGCCCUGACGCGGGCGCACCGCGCCCUCCCUUGUACUUGUUUCACCCUGUUGUUUCGGAUGCAGCUCCUGGGAGGUCACAUUCUGAUUUUGCCCUGGUCCGAGUCAGGAGGCUCCCCCACUGGGGCGUGAUCCUCCUUACUCCUUCCGGCGAAGACCUCCCAGCAGUUGCCUCCUAAGUUUGUCCGCGGAGUGAGUUUCCGCAUGCUGCCGCCACUGCUUGAUCCAGGCUGAGCCCUCCUCUUCCUGCUGUCUACUUGUCGCGUCGCGCGGCGCGAAGCGUGAAGAUAGGCGGCCUGGCUUCCUCCCUCCCGCCCUCCUCCCCUUCCCCUCUCCGUGUUACCUCUCUCUUCAGUUCCCCCCCCCCCCCUGCGCUUGAGCGUGCGGGAUUCGAUUAUGCCUGCACCGCGGAGUAGGGCUAAUUAGGUAAAGGUUCCUGCCGGCGAUCGCCGUAAACCUUUGAACCGACUUGUGGGCACGCUGGAAUACCGUGCUAGCCUGCUGAAAAA
Messenger RNA from Prorocentrum cordatum, 1181 nucleotides. NCBI's taxonomy places the organism in Eukaryota, Dinophyceae, Prorocentrales, Prorocentraceae. The record is from the annotation of a GenBank genome assembly.